AUGACACCCAAAGCGUUCGAAUUAAUCGGUGGCAACAGCCGUGCUGAGGACGUGAUUGCUUCUGCAGCGAAACAAUGUGGAGUGGACAGCAGCCAAGUAGAAGACAUAUACCCUUGCGCUCCCCUCCAAAAGGAGAUGGUCUUACAUUCACUAUCGGGCAGGAAAUCCCAGCUGGCUCGGGAGGUAGUGGAGCUCGCUAAGGAUCUGGAUGUCGCUCGCUUGCAGGACGCAUGGAAUCAUGUCUACCAACGUUAUCCAAUCCUGCGCACACGGUUCGUCCGGACUGAGUCGGGGGAUCUCGUGCAAGUUGUCGUCCGAGAAAACCUGGUCUGGCAGUCACAAACAGACCAUUUAACGACCGAUGCACAGCUCCUGCCUGCCCUAGGAAAGCGACUGGCUCACUGGGCGCUGACCCCGGGGGACAAAUCCUCGCCUAAUGGCCAUUUGAUCGUGACCAUACACCACGCUCUGUUCGACAGCAUCACGCUAGGUCAUAUCUUCAGCGCAGUCUUCGCAGCAUAUGAAGGCAUCCCGCUGCCCACGCAGCAACCCGUGCCCUUUUCGUCCUUCCUGGCUCUCCUGGCCAAGAACCAGGCCCAGAGACAAGACUCCCAUCGCUUCUGGCGCUCCUACCUCUCCAACUGCGCAGCGCCCACUUUCCCCGCCCUGCCGUCCCCAAACUACCACCCAAGCGCCAACCGAGGCUCCCAGCGUCACAUCCCACUCCCCGCGUCCGUCCAGCGCUCUCUACAGCAGCAUGGACUUACUGUGCCGACGCUCGUCCGCGGCGCAUGGGCACUCAUGCUGUCGAACCACUCCACCCCAGCCGGCGACGACGUGCUCUUUGCCUCCCUCCUACCCGGCCGCACCAUCCCCCUCCCCGACAUCGACGAUCUAGCCGCACCCACCCAAGCACACGUGCCAAUCCGCAUCUCCAUGCCGCGCGACGAACCACCCCCCGCCUUCCUAGUCCGCAUCCAGACAGAGGCAACGGCCAUGAUCCCGUUCGAGCAUGACGGGAUGGACCAGAUCUGCGCGGCGGACGAGCGCGUCCGCGACACGUGCAGCAGGAUCGGACACUUACUGGUGGUCCAGUCGCUGCCGGUUGAGGGCCCGCCGGCUGAGUUCCCUGGACGUAUUGUUUCGGGGCCCCGGGUGGAUGCGGCCGGGAUGGGGGAGUUCACUUGGUAUGGGCUGAUGGUGCAGUGUAUUAUUCUUCCGGGGGGAGUGUUGUUGCGCGCUAGUUUUGAUGAUUGUUUGCUAUCGGCGCCUGCUAUGGAAAAUAUUAUUGAUGACUUUGGGCGGGCGCUGGGGGAGUUGUCUGAGGGGUUGGCUGGCGUGUAG
Aspergillus chevalieri is the source of this 1344-nucleotide messenger RNA. RefSeq lists its product as uncharacterized. Bases 1 to 1344 code for a protein of 447 amino acids. Gene Ontology annotation, molecular function: catalytic activity; phosphopantetheine binding. Gene Ontology annotation, biological process: secondary metabolite biosynthetic process; amino acid activation for nonribosomal peptide biosynthetic process. Lineage: Eukaryota; Fungi; Ascomycota; Eurotiomycetes; Eurotiales; Aspergillaceae. The transcript has a single exon. Gene Ontology annotation, cellular component: cytoplasm. The record is from RefSeq and is a predicted model, not a curated record.